This is a messenger RNA of Brassicogethes aeneus, 846 nucleotides long. The record is from the annotation of a GenBank genome assembly. NCBI's taxonomy places the organism in Eukaryota, Metazoa, Arthropoda, Insecta, Coleoptera, Nitidulidae.
AUGUUAACAAAGGCAUAUAGUGAGUCUGCUAUAAGUAAAACAAGAGUUUACAAGUGGUAUAAGAGUUUCCAAGAUGGCCGUGAAGACGUUGAAGAUUACGAACGCCCCAUACGCAUAAGCACAUUAACAACCGAUAAAAACAUGGAAAAAGUGGAAAAUGGUGUUACAUUAGAGAAGGCAACGCGGAUUAUGUCCUUCAUGUCCUCUAAUGUUGUAGGCGCAAUUGCCAUCAUUGAUAAAACCCCAAAGGAAAUAAUCCAGAGGGGUCAAAUCAGGCGACCCAGCAGGGCAAUUGACCGGACCAGCUCGACCAAUCUACCUAUUUUGAAAAAUUGCAUUCAAAUAGGGUCGGGCCUCAAUACCAUAAUGUGGUGGAGCUCCAUCCUGCUGAAACCACAUAUCCUUUCAUGGUACGACUAUAAGCUACGAUGGGAGCCAAAGGAGUACGGGGGGGUACACAUGCUGCAUGUACCCUCGGAUCACAUAUGGAGACCAGACAUCGUCCUAUAUAAUAAGAUAAAGAAAAAUAUGCGGGAUAAACAAGGCAAUAUGGAGAGUGCAUCUUUCAAUACCGAUAUCCCGAGAAAACAGGAAUUCGGCUCAAUGCCGAUUAAGAUUAGACUAAGUGGAAAGCGAAUGAAAAGAGAGGAGGAGGAGGACAUUUUCCUCCUUGGAGAGUGUGGAGAACGAUUGUUCCUGGAAGACGUAUCGAUUCCUGGGAAUUUCUCACGUAGUUCCUCUUCUGUUUCAUACUCCCCUUUCCCCUUCGAAAACGAGAAACUAGGUCAGGAGAUGGCAAAAAGUAAAAGUGAAAAUUAUUUCGACAAAACAGGAAACAAAAAUUAG